Ilyonectria robusta is the source of this 771-nucleotide messenger RNA. RefSeq lists its product as uncharacterized. Bases 1 to 771 code for a protein of 256 amino acids. Lineage: Eukaryota; Fungi; Ascomycota; Sordariomycetes; Hypocreales; Nectriaceae. The record is from RefSeq and is a predicted model, not a curated record. The transcript is spliced from 2 exons.
AUGCCUCAGCUGCUGGAAGCGCAGAAUCCGAGAGAUGAUUGGACCGGCAUGAUAAACACGUCAGAGCGGAGAAAGCGUCAAAAUCGCCUAAACCAAAGAGCUUAUCGUAUACGUGACGUGGCUGCUACCACUGUCCUGCCGGAGGGUUACCUCCUCCUUCACACUGCUGAAUCCCGCGCAAAGGUCCAGAUCUUUGCACAAAGAGUGUACCAAGACUACAGUUCUGGUUUGCCUCAACCUGGGUAUCUCCACGUUUUGAUACGGCUUAAUGUCCUCAAUGCUCUUGCACAAAACGCAGCGCUGCUGGAAUUUAGAUUCAAAGGGCUUUGUUUUCCAGAGCUCGUGUCACCUUUCAAUCAACAUGGUCCCAGUUCUGUCCACACAUUCAUACCAUCGCAGGCUUAUCCGAGCUGGCUUCAACCCACAGCACUUCAGAUGACGGUGAGGCACCACCCCUGGAUUGAUCUGAUUCCUAUUCCCCGGAUGCGCGACAACAUUCUCUGCGCACUUGAAGCUGGAUUCCUUGAUAAUAAGGAGUUGGGUAUUGAUAUCCUCGGCGUUGAAGACAUUCAGGGUGAUACAGCUUCUCUCAUCAUCUGGGGGGAGCCGUGGGACCCUCGAGGGUGGGAGGUUAGUAUCUCAUUCUUACGGAAGUGGGGUUGGCUUAUCGCGGGUUGUCCUGUCGUAAUAGAGGCAACAAAUUUCUGGCGUCACAAAAGAGGUGAGAAGGAUCUCGAUUUCGAAGUUGUUAGCAAGUUAGUGGGGAUAUAA